AUGUUCUCCAAGAAGCCGCACGGGGACGUGCGGAAAUCCACGCAGAAGGUGCUGGACACCCGCAAGGACCCGCUCACUCGCCUCAAGCACCUGCGCGUCCUCAUCGAGAAUCCUGAAUCUAUUGAUCUCAAACAGUUUUUCGACCUACAUUUCUCACAUAUAUAUUAUGUGUUCUUUGAAAACUUUGUGACUAUUGAAGUAGGUCUUAAACAAAAAGGUCACAAGUCUCAGAGAGAAGAAUUAGAUUCUAUUCUUUUUAUUUUUGAGAAAAUCUUGCAACUCCUUCCAGAAAGGAUUCAUCAGAGAUGGCAAUUUCAUAGUAUUGGGUUGAUUUUAAAGAAGCUUCUUCACACUGGAAAUUCGUUAAAGAUACGGCGAGAGGGCGUGCGUCUCUUUCUUUUGUGGCUGCAAGCACUUCAAAACAACUGUAGUAAAGAACAAUUAUGGAUGUUUUCAUGCUUGAUUCCUGGAUUUUCAUCACCACAGUCUGAAUAUGGCCCCCGAACGCUAGAUAAUCUCAUUAACCCUCCACUUAAUGUUCAAGAAACUCAAGUGACUGUAGAGGAAAUCACUCCACUUGUUCCUCCACAGUCAGGAGAUAAAGGACAAGAAGAUUUAACAAGCUAUUUCUUAGAAGCACUUUUGAAAUACAUCGUAAUUCAGGUUAAGAGUUUAGAAUGGAAGAACAAGGAAAACCAGGAAAAGGGAUUUUCAUUUUUAUUCUCAAAUUUUAAAAAAUACUACUUACCUUCCAUUUUCCCAAACAUCUGUAAGGACACCAGCUUGUAUAACCCUAUACUUGAUAUACCACAAAUGAGACCAAAGCCACACUAUGUAAUGGUUAAGAAAGAUGCUGAAACCAAUGAGGCAGUAUAUUGCACAAAAGAACCUUUUAUUAAGGCUCGUGUUAUUGUCAUUCGGUGGUUGGUGUCUUUCUGGCUUGAGCCAAAACCUCAUACAGGACCUCAUAUUCCUGGAAUGGAAGGUGAAAAUGUGCCAAAGAAUAUUCAGAGAGCAGCUGCUAGCAUGGCUUCACGGGAGGACAGCAAAAGUGACAGUACUGAUAAGCAGGAUAGAAAUGCAGAGCCAGAACAAUCUCAUUCUAAUACAAGUACUCUAACAGAGAGAGAACCAAGUUCUUCCAGCCUCUGCAGUAUUGAUGAAGAGCAUUUAACCGAUAUUGAAAUUGUCCGGAAAGUCUUUUCUUCUAAAAGAAGCAAUGUUAAUUUUCUAACUGAGAUUUUUCGACAGGCAUUUCUGUUGCCGAUAUGUGAAGCAGCAGCCAUGAGGAAAGUGGUAAAGGUGUAUCAGGAAUGGAUUCAUCAAGAAGACAAGCCCUUAUUUAUGAAAGAACCUGAAGAAAUAAUGCAGUGCACAACCGUAGAUUGUGAUGAAAGUGUUGUUGACCACAAUUCAUCAGAGAAAGUGAAAGAAAGAGAAGAGGAAAAAGGGAUGAACUCCAGUCAUGUUCGAAAUUCAAACUGGGGAAGAAAUGGGUGUUAUGAAGACACUUUGCAUAAAACAUCUGAAAUAGAUACCGAAGAGCAAAAUGUACGAGCUGGAGUGCAGUCAGUAUUGCAGAUUUUUAUAAUAAAUUCUUCAAAUAUAUUCUUUCUCGAACCUGCAAAUGAAAUUAAAGCUCUGCUGGAUGAACACACUGAUAUGUGUAAACGCAUUCUUAAUAUCUACCGUCACAUGGUAGUCCAAGUGACUAUGGACAAGAAGACAUGGGAACAGAUGCUACUUGUGCUGCUCAGGGUUACUGAAUCUGUGCUGAAAAUACCACCUCAAACUUUCUUGCAGUAUCAAGGAAGAAAAAACUCCACUUUAGCUGGAAGACUUGCAGGACCUCUUUUCCAGACUCUUAUAGUAGCUUGGAUCAAAGCGAAUCUAAAUGUGUACAUCUCUCGAGAACUUUGGGAUGACUUGCUGUCUGUAAUGUCAUCACUGACAUAUUGGGAAGAGCUGGCCACUGAGUGGUCGCUGACAAUGGAGACACUAACUAAAGUAUUAGCUAGAAACUUAUAUAGCUUGGACCUCAGUGACCUGCCAUUGGAUAAAUUAAGUGAGCAGAAGCAGAAAAAACACAAAGGCAAAGGAGUAGGGCAUGAAUUCCCAAAAUCUUCUGUUGAUAAGUCCUUUUCUAGAGGCUGGAGCCGUGAUCAGCCUGGACAAGCACCCAUGAGACAACGCAGCGCUACAACUACUGGCUCUCCAGGAACAGAAAAGGCAAGAAGCAUAGUACGGCAGAAAACAGUUGCCAUGAGAAGCCGAUCCAUUGGUGAAUGUGCUCUGCCAUCGGCCUAUAUACGCAGUGCUAAAAGUGCUCCUGUUCUGAUCCAUACUUCCAAACCCUUCUUGCCUGAUAUUGUUCUCACUCCCCUUUCUGAUGAGCUUUCAG
Tauraco erythrolophus (red-crested turaco) is the source of this 2401-nucleotide messenger RNA. NCBI's taxonomy places the organism in Eukaryota, Metazoa, Chordata, Aves, Musophagiformes, Musophagidae. The record is from RefSeq and is a predicted model, not a curated record.